AUGGUGUUGGAAGAUAUAAUAGUCAAACAGGAAGUGUCGAUUCACAAGGAAAAUGAUCUUGAAAGGGUUGUUUGGUUGAGCGAACCGGAUUCAGAGGACGCCAAACCGUCAGAUUCUGAACCUACACUUGAAGUCAAAGUAGAAAUGAACGAUUCCGAUGGCAGUACGGAAAGUGAUAAACCAGUCACCCGAAAGAAACGGAGAGUAGUGGUCAACAAAUCAACGACUACCGGUAAAAAAGCAUUUAGCCGAAGGUCGGAAAGUCAAGAACAGAGAAUCACAAGAUACAAUGAUGAGAAUCGGAAAAUUUCUGAAUUUUUCAAAAUGAAUUGCGAGUUCUGUUCGGAAACUCUUGAUACCUUUGGCCGACUACAAACGCACUGUCGAAAGGUUCACAACGAAAGGGCAGGAGUGAAAUGCUGCGAUCGUACCUUCUACGUUAAAUACCGAAUCAUUGAACAUAUAAAUUCACAUCAAAAUCCGAAGCGGUUUCACUGUGAAAUUUGUAACCGUUACUACCACAGCAAAGAAUAUCUGGAAUUGCACAACAUGAAAAAACACGGAAACGCUGCGGAGAAACCUUUCGAUUGCGACAAAUGCAGUAAAAGCUUCCAUAGACAGUGCUUAUUGAACGCCCACCUGAAAACUCACAUCCAAGCGGAAUGCUCCGUUUGUCACAAGAUGUUGGCCAAUGUUUACUCUUUAAAAAUGCACAUGCUAAGGCACACCGAUAAUGUGAAACACAUUUGCGACACUUGCGGGCUGGAAUUCCGCUCUAAGGAGUCGAUUGAACGACACAUCAAACGCCAUAUGGGUAUUAAUCCGGUCGAACGCCUUCAGUGCCACAUCUGCAGCCGUUGGGUCGCCGGAAAGCGCAAUCUCAAAAUUCACCUGCGAACGGUUCAUUGUGAUAAAAAUCAGGAGUUUUCUUGUGACAUCUGCUCCCAGAAGUACCGCAAUGAGCGGUCCUUGAGUGUUCACAAGGGUCGGGUUCAUGUGGAGAAAAAGUACGAGUGUGAGUUUUGCGGGAAAAAGUUCAAAAGAAGUAUAAACUGGAAGGAACACAGGGCUUCGCACACCGGCGAGACGCUGUAUUCGUGUGAUGUGUGCGGUAUGACUAGCAAUUCUAACGGUAAUCUUUACUCGCACAAGAAGAACAAACAUCCGGUCGAAUGGUUGAAGGCGAAAAAGAAAUCAAUGGAAGCGGAUUAUGGUAGAACAUCCUUGCAAUAG
Topomyia yanbarensis is the source of this 1233-nucleotide messenger RNA. Its product is annotated as zinc finger protein OZF-like. Bases 1 to 1233 code for a protein of 410 amino acids. Gene Ontology annotation, molecular function: DNA-binding transcription factor activity. The transcript has a single exon. The record is from RefSeq and is a predicted model, not a curated record. NCBI's taxonomy places the organism in Eukaryota, Metazoa, Arthropoda, Insecta, Diptera, Culicidae.